Molecule: messenger RNA, 7635 nt
Organism: Fonsecaea pedrosoi CBS 271.37
Lineage: Eukaryota; Fungi; Ascomycota; Eurotiomycetes; Chaetothyriales; Herpotrichiellaceae
Exons: 1
Coding region: 1-7635 (2544 amino acids)
Biological process (GO): protein deubiquitination
Cellular component (GO): nucleus; cytosol
Molecular function (GO): cysteine-type endopeptidase activity; cysteine-type deubiquitinase activity
Source: RefSeq, a predicted model, not a curated record
AUGUCGUCCUCAAUGUCCGAUUCUUCGAUUCGCAACCGAAGCGACUCCACCGAAGGUUCUGAGCUGCCUGAGCACGAGCACAAGCGUCCAAGGCUGAGUGAUACUAAGCCUGAUGGGACGCAUGUCAUGUCGGAUUUCCAACAAGACAAUUCCAACCCCGCACUUUCAGUGCCAGUUGUCCUUGCCAACCGGGAUGAGGAAAGAGCUGUCGUCAAGACUCCGCCGCUGCCUCCCAGAACUGUAGCCCCUCCCGCUCUCAUAUCUCCUACCAGCAAGGUUACCAUCAAUACCCGCCCGUUGUCUUCACAAUCAAUCACACAACCAACCACCGAGGCUGAAGCAGCAGAUAUGCCGUCCAAUCCCUCGCUUCCUCAAAACCCCAUUGGUUGUGCCGACCCAAAGGGAGAUGACAAUGCGGUACCUGCCCCCGAACCACAUCCGACUGAGUCGGCGGAGAUCAUCUCGAUAUCUUCCUCCCCAAGCAAGAGCCCUGAAAUCGAGGUCGCUGAGCCUGAAGACUUUGACCAAGAUCCAAACCAGACAAGGUGGACGGGUCGUAUUAGUGGGGGAAGUCCAUCCGCAUCUGACCACCUGCAGCCGGUCCCAGCUGGCUAUGUAAAUCGCACAUUCCCCUUUGCUCAAGAAUGGGCCCCAGGGAGUACGCAUAGAGUGCUUGUCCGCAUAUCGGAAAACUUCCAACACGCUGGUGGUCAGAAUGGGGCUAUAUUCCGUCAAGUCAAGGACUGGAUGAUGGAAUUUGUCUCCAUCUGUGACGAGUUCCCCCCGACACUGCUUGAAGAGGAGAAGGAUUUCUGGCAACGACUCCCAGAUCUCAUCGAAGGCCUGCUGCGAAGAGAGGCCGGUCCACCUCCUGGAGCUCGGACCGAAGACCUCGUCGACUUCUUCGUCGCCUUUGCUCAGAUUGCCAAGCUCCUGAUGGACUUUGACACCCAAAGACUUCGUUUGCUCCGUGAGGAUGCAGAACUCGGCGAGCUCAAGUCACUCAGCUUGGUGUGUGCUAACUACAUACAACCACUGACAUGGAUCCUCUCGGUCCGCAUUCCUUUCUACGACGCUUUGUGUCGGGCACACAGUUUCGAUCGCACCCACUUCUACACGCUCGUCAUCGAUCGCCUUGGAAACCCGGCGACCGUGUCUCUCUUACCAUCCAUCUCCGCCUUGAUGGCCGAAAUAUGCGCUCUAAUAUCGAAGCGAGCUGAUCUAUUUCGACCUUUCCACAAUUUGCUCUCGGUGACCAACUGUAUCAUGGCUCCGAUCUCCAAUGUGUACAGUACCGAGACAAAUUUUGUCUAUGCCGACUUCUCACAACUUGACCACAUCCGCAACAGCGCUGCGGAAAUAAUUUUACAAGCAGACCAUGCCAUUCAGCAAGCCAUUGUGAAACAAGCGGCAUGGCUCAAUCUAGAGACCGCGGGGAAGAUCAUUGACCUUCUGAAUCCAAUGGUGUCGACAAUCGCGGUAGAUAUCCCGCAGAUCGGCAAGGACAUAAUAUCUGCAGCAGGAGUUGGGUUCGCUGACUCGGAUCUCACUGACCUUCCCAGCACGAUGCCAUACGCCUGGAAGUUCAAGACGCUUCGCAAAUUCAUCACCAAUGGGCGGAUGGAACUUCGAGUUUCCGGCGUCGACAGUAUGUCAACUGAUCUUGUUCAAGUCUUCAAAGAACAUAUCAGUGGCCAAGCCCAGCCUGCAAUGUCUCACCCCCUGGUAAAGUUCUUGGUCAAGUUCAUCAAGGAGAACCAAUUGGUCGACUAUAUUGUCGGGGUCGACUCCCACCCCCAGUUGAUUCGUCGAGCCCAUAAUGUGGUCGGUUUCCUCUGCGUCUCUGGGACAUACACCGACGCCGACACAGACAAUAUCUGGAAAACCAUUGUCGAGAGCCAAGACCCGCGGACGGCGCAUGAGAUUUUCAAUCUCCUUCAAAUGUGCUUUACUGUAUACGACCUUCAUGCACUUUAUUACAUCUGCCGAAAACUAUCUGAUUAUCCCAUUCAGCGCUUCGAUCUGCACGUCUUGCAGUUCACUGCUCUUCUGUUUGAGAAUCUCAGAACUAAGACUGGCAUAUCACCUCUCCAUCUUGGAAUACCCACAGAUCCGAUAACACGAAAGUUGUGCAUACGAUUGCUGCGCGAAGCCUCCAUGGAGGAAAACGCGUCUCUUGAACAAGCGCCGCUCAUACGGAGGGACUUUGCCCAACAUCUGACUAACGUUCUGUCGUUGGGUCGCUCUGAACUUAAUUUUCCCACGAUUGACGAGGAAGAGCGGAAUCGGAUCAUGUCCGAGGCGGCUUCGAACCUCGAAGCCCACAUUGAAUACGCCACUGGUGAUCUUCAAGCCUUGAACUGCCUAUUACCAAUGCUGGGAGGUGAAGGUGUUGCUGAAGCCACACAAAAGUUCAACUUGUUGGCACUGUUGAUUGCCGACUUUGCGUACCUGCGUGACCAAUUUGACCUGAUGCUGGCUCGCAGUGUACCCGUCAAAUUAAUCGAGGCAAUGUACGAGGUGCGAUCCGCUUGCCUGUACUACUUCAUUAUCUAUGUGCCUGAAGUCUUCACUGCAGAUCUCGUGCAGGAACUUUGGACAUCCUUCUAUGCAUUCUCACCUCUCCCCACAUCCAUCAGAGCUCGCGCUUGGGAGACAUUGACACACGCAGAGAGAAUAAAACAGAACAAGGACGAAAAUCUCCUCUUGGACUUGAUCAUCGAAAAACACUUGCCGACCCUGUUACCCCAAGACUACAAUGAACAAGUCCUCGAGUUCAUCAGGGUGUCGAUUCUCCACACAAUCAGACGCACCACGGAAAAUAUCACUGAUGUUGAGGAUGUCAUUGUAGUACCCGGGAUCGAGAGAAUGUGGAAAGUCAUGUUGGAUGCGCCUCCAAACACUGUUGAGAAUCAAGCAACAGACUUCAUCAUCCGGACGUACUUGGAUAACAACCUUGUCACGCGAAGGUCGAAGGAGGUGAUCGACGCGACGCAUGCUUCUCUCGUGGACCGCUCGGUGCAGCAGGUUAUGGCGUCUGCAGCAAAGCUAAAAUCAUACACAGAUGGUACCAUGAGUGGCGAGGAUGAGCCCAUGGUGAUUAUCGCCUCGGAGGACGAAAUACGCGCCGAGGAACUGCGUUUUGAUCGGUCUCUGCUAUUCCUCCGAAAAUUUCUUGAAGGCAUGAAACUACGUCCUCGGUAUAGUCCAGUCCCCGAUCAGCAGAUCCAGGGGCUGGCGGAGUUUUCAGGCAAGAAAGGAGAGACUAUUGAACUCAAGAUUCAGAUCAUGGCAAGCAAGUAUAUAACGGAGAAGGUGCAAAAUAUCACCAUCGGGUCCGAGAAUACUUGCGACGAAUUGCACAAGUAUCUUUGUGAGGCGAGUGGUUUCACCCAGUUCUCCGUAUUCAACAUGGGCCAAAAGGUUUUGCUCGCAGGACAGUCGACAACUAUCGCAGACUCAAAGGUAGCCUCUGGUCUCCUGAUUGUUCAUAAAACAUUGAACACGCCAGAGAGCCCGCCAACCCGCGCCACGCGUGCCACCUCACCGGUUGACAACAAAAUCAUGCACCACUUCGAUGACCUUUACGAGCUGCUUGACGCUGAUGAGCGCCUGUCAAGAGAGGUGUACACAUUCCUCAGCCUCUUCUCGGCGCAGACCGAACUCGUCCGAGUCGUACGAUCAAGAGACAAGUCGCCCACGGAACUUCUGCCUCCUGGCAAACCUUUCAAACUCUUGUAUUGCGCCCGGGCUUUGCGAUCUUGCAUUGAGGACGAGUCGUUCAGCUCAAGCCCGGAUUCUCAAUUUCUCAUCUACAGCAUUCAAACCAUCGUGCAAGUACUGCCCAAACUGGACUUGAAUAACCCAUCAGAUGGGCUCCAGAUGUCCAUUGCGCACGGUUUAGCGGAAGCACUUCUUCUCGCAUUCCGAGCCAAGGUGUCCGCAGAAACAUCAAGCGAAUACAUUGUGGACCAUCAAGAAUUCGCCGCGCAAGCUUCAAGAUUGCUCCGCUUUGCACUAGAGAGUGACAACACCAACAUGGACGAAAUUUCGUCCUCAGCCAUGGUGAAACUGGUCUUGGAAACUUUCAUCGAAGCGUGCCUACAUGAUGAACGAAUUUGGACUCACGUGGAGGCUGAAGCUGACUUCAAAGACUUGAUUGUCACUGCCUUCGUCGCUGAUCCUCGAACUGAUGUGCGGCAUUCGAUCCUUGAGGUUGUGGUUGGUUUGACUGGUGCGGUCGGAACAAAGCUGUACCUCAAGAUUAACAAUCCACGAGCGCCACGAUCACGCUUUCCACCCGCUUCCAUUGAGACUUGUCUCUCACAUUUGUGGACUGCUCUGGCAGACAUCCUACCGUAUGCGUGUCUGCAGCAUGAGCGCUGCGCCGAAGUCUGCGAGACAAUGCUUGCUAUCCUAAGAAGGAUAGGCAAAUCUUUUCCUCUUGAGAUUGUUAAACAGUACUUUGACCAGUGGAUCUCCAUCCUCCUGAAACAUGAGCAUGUCGAGGUUGUUGGCCAACCUCUCAAGGAUCAUGUGAUUGCCUGUCUCACCAAACUGCUCCUCGAAAACUGCAAACUACUCAAGACGUUAAAUGCGCUUCCUCCCGGCCAUCAGAUCAUCGACGAGAUCAUUACGUUAUUCCUGUUUCCACCGCUGUCCGAGAACGGGGCAGGGGUCGAUGAGAACUCGAGGUUGCCAGUUCUGGACAGCACUGUGCGGGAGAGCUUGUAUAACCUGAUUCUUGCCCUGUGCCACGGACCGGAAGAGCUCACAACGGUUGUCACCAAGUUGGGGGACGACUUACUGCCUCCAGACUUUUUUGAACCCAUCUAUUCGCACGACCGGCAGAAUCUCCGGACAGAUGUCGGCUACGCCGGGCUACGAAAUCUUUCCAACACUUGCUACCUCAACUCGUUGUUUUCCCAACUCUUCAUGAACGUGCAAUUCCGGGAAUUCUUUUUGAACAUGUUGGGCUCCGAUGAAUCGAAACAGAAACUCGUCUUAGAACUGGCAAAGGUCUUCGCAUAUAUGCAAAAUUCCUAUGAAAAGUCUAUCGAUCCCUCGAUGGCGGUUGAAGCGAUAACGACUUAUGAAGGAGAGCAAAUUGACGUGUCGGUACAGAUGGAUGUGGAUGAGUUCUUCAACCUGCUCUUUGAUCGCCUUGAGGGCCAGAUUGAUUCUUCGGCCCGGGCGGCAUUCAAGUCAAUGUACGGCGGACAGCUGGUCCAGCAAGUCAAGUCGAAGGAGUGUGACCACAUUUCGGAACGACUGGAGCCCUUCUCCGCUGUUCAGGUGGAGAUCAAAGGCAAAGCCCGUCUCGAAGACAGUCUUCGUGCGUAUGUCGAGGGAGAAGUUCUCCAAGGCGAAAACAAAUAUUCUUGCACUUCAUGCGGGCGCCACGUGGAUGCUGUCAAGCGAGCCUGUCUGAAAGACGUGCCUGACAAUUUGAUAUUCAACCUCAAGCGGUUCGACUACGACAUCAUGACUGGGAUGCGGACAAAAGUCAACGAUGAAUUCCAGUUUCCCGACACUCUCGAUAUGGCACCCUAUACUCUCGCAAGACUUAGCGAUGAGCAGCAAUCCGGAGAGCCAGAUUACUUCCAGCUCACUGGUGUCAUUGUUCACUCUGGGACAGCAGAUUCUGGUCACUACUAUUCAUUUAUCCGCCAGCGGCCGUCGGCGAAACCCGUCCACGAGUCUUGGGUCCAAUUCAAUGACCAAGAUGUCGGCGUUUUUGAUACCACCCAAAUGCGUGACAACUGCUUCGGAGGCACUUCAGAAGCCGGCUUUUACCAUCUUCCCAAGUUUUAUAGUGCUUACAUGCUGUUCUACCAGAGGACAUCGAGCAUUCGCAAGGUCGAGGAGCGAUAUCGUUGCCACGACCCGAUCAAUCCUGUACGAAUUCCCUUGCCGCGUCGAUUGGAUCAACACAUAUCCCAACAAAAUGAGCUUUUUCUGCGUUCUUACUGCGCGCAAGACCCGUCACACGCGCAAUUCGUCCAGAAGUUCCUCGAACGCAUGCCACAGGGUUCGGAUAAAUGCAGUGAAAAUCACAGCCUCGAAUCCGCUGUGAUUGAAAUGGUUCUGGACUAUUUGCGCUCAGUAUCUUCUCGCUUCAAGGAACAACCAUACUUUGAAGAGACUAUCGGUGUUCUUCUCACUUACACACAGCAGUGCAAGGACUGCACCAGGACAAUAGCUCACUGGUUACAAACCGUCCGGGUCCUUGAAGAUGUGGUCGUCCGUAGCCCCUACCAGAUCGUCCGGAAGUCGUUUGCGAACCUAUUCUGCGUCACGUUCAAUCGACUUCGCUCCGUCAAGAACGAACUACGAUCUGGUCCGGAAUUCGAAAAGGUUGCGGCAGAAUACGAUUUGUGGCUUCAGAGCAGUCUCAAUCACUUGUCUCGAUUGUGGGACGUGGUAGCCAAGACAGGUCGUUGCUGGACGGACUAUUUCGGCCUCUUAUUCGCGAUACAUCGGUUGGGCGAAGAGGAAACCCUCUUCGUCCUCGAAGAAAACUUCCUCGAAAAGUGUGUCGAUAUCAUCAUGAUGCACUUGAACAAUCAAGCCGAGUUCCCGUUGUCCAGGAGGCUCAAAACACGCUACGCUGCAUAUUUGAGUGCCCGAGAGAGGAAUCGACCAUUCAACCACCCGGUGCUCAUCCGCCUCUUUGUGAGCUUACUCCUGAGUGUCGACCUCCACUUACCUGCCAACAGAGAUUUUCGCCAAUAUGACAAGCGAGCCGGUUUGACUGUUCCUGAGAUGGACAUGCUCGGGUUUAACAAGAUUCCCCCCAACUUGGAAUGGCUCAGGCGCCUGAUUGCAGGACGGCAGAAUCCGUCAAUGGCGGAUAAUCUCAUAGAGGUGUUCUCGACGGACCGGAGACUCGCUGGUGCACUCUCCAUCAUCCUGGUGAAUGGGCUCAAUGACCGGAGCAUCAACAUAGCCAGUGCCUUCCUCCGGCCAGUCCUGACCUUCUGCGAGUAUUGUCACUCAGAGAAUCAGGUAUUCGACCUGGUUCAACCCGCCCUGGAAAGCAUCGCGACAGUAGGCGUGGAAUAUGCCCGGGAGUAUUUUGAGUUUGUUGAAGCCUUGUUGAAGGUGGAAAAUGGCCACCUUAACCUUCCCGCGGGUUUCCUCGAGGACCUGGUCCUGCAGACGGUGCAUCAAUGGGCGCCAACGUUCUUGAUUGCACCCAAUGAAGGUCAAUUCAACAUCCGUCUUGGGACGGUGGACUUGCUCAAGAGGAUCCUGUUCACCCCUCUCCAGGAGCCUGCUCUCCAAGACCCUCGAGUUUACUCGACACUUGUCACGGCGGUGCACGAUUUGGCGACUAGCUGUUCCCACUUUGUGCAGACCACCUUCUUGAAUCCCCGCAGUCGAGAAAGUAACACUCUCCAGCCCGGCCAAGUCAGCCAAGUGAUCGAUGUGGUGGAACAUUGUCUCACAUACUUUGAACUCGAGAAUCCAGUACAUGAGGAGAAGAUGAGGGAAAUCCAGAACAACAUGCUGGCAUUGAGAACCAAAGCUGAGACAGCAGUUGAAACUCUGAGCUCGGCUGACUGGCAGGACGGUAGCAGUGAGCUGGCCGAAUUGAGCGCCGAGGACUACGAGGAUCCGCUUAGCCCGUGA